Trichoderma virens Gv29-8 is the source of this 1311-nucleotide messenger RNA. RefSeq lists its product as uncharacterized. The coding region runs from base 1 to 1311 and encodes 436 amino acids. The record is from RefSeq and is a predicted model, not a curated record. Gene Ontology annotation, molecular function: O-methyltransferase activity. The transcript is spliced from 4 exons. NCBI's taxonomy places the organism in Eukaryota, Fungi, Ascomycota, Sordariomycetes, Hypocreales, Hypocreaceae.
AUGGCGCAAUCUAGUCAAACGCUCGAGAGUUUACUGUCGAUAGUUACUGGGCUUACCACAACGCUCACAACCAAUCUUCGAGCAAAAAACCUUUCUGAGCCAUCAUUUAACGAAGAUGCCCCUGGAUCGUUCCCUCCCGAUCAAGAUAUCCAAGGCCCCCGUACGAAACUUGUCGAAGCGCUGAUGGACAUGCUGCAUUUAGCCAUGGGCCCGAACGAAUUUUUUAUGACCCAAAAUAUGUGGUUGGGUAAUGAGGCCAUGGCACUGGACGUCCUCAACCGUUUCAACUUCUGGGGUGCUGUUCCGAUUGGAGGCUCUGCCAGCUAUGCUGAAAUUGCAGUUGCUACGAAAUUACCCGAGGAAAUAGUUCGCCGAUUCCUCCGAUUUGGCAUGAACAUUUACCUGUUUCGACAAGAGUCUCCUGGGUCCGACCGGAUCAUUCACACUGCUGCCUCUGCAUAUAUGGCACGUAACCACCAUAUGCAAUCGUUCACGAGUCAUCUCCUUGAAGAUGUGCGCCCUGCGACUACGGUGAUGGCAGAUGCAUUACAAAAAUGGUUGGUUGAACACCCGACGCCGAGCGAAGAGGUGGAACAUGCUCCUUUUUAUCUGGCGAGCUUUGACGGCAAGGUAGUAUCUCGCCCGAUGUGGGAAUUUCUGAACGUGGAUGAGAAGGAAGGCAAGCCAAAAGGCUACCGUGCUACCCGAUUCGCUGAAGGGUUGCAAGAUCUUGGUGGUAUGGUUAAUACCGAGACCUAUGUGGAAACCUUUGACUGGGAGAGCCUCGGAGAGGCUACUGUUGUUGAUGUGGGCGGCUCAAGUGGUCAUAUCAGUGCUAUGGUAGCGAAAUCUCAUCCAAACCUCCGCUUCACAGUUCAGGAUCUCUCAGAGCUACAGCCAGCUUUCGACAGUGCCAUGGCAUCGACGCCUGAGCUUGCAAGUAGCAUAUCAUUUCAGGUACAUGACUUCUUUACGCCACAGCCUCUUUCCGCAAGCGCAUAUAUCUUUCGCAAUAUCUUUCAUGACUGGCCGGACAAAUAUGUUGUGAAAAUUCUUCAGCAGCUAGUUCCAGCUUUGACACCAGGGGCUCACGUCCAACGACCACCGUUACCCGUAAGAAAGAUGCAGAGCGCUUUUGACAUGCAGAUGUUAGUCCUUUUCAAUGCCAAGGAACGUACAGCAGAGGAUUGGGCUACCGUAUUCAAGAUGGCAGACGAUCGGUUUCAGGUGAAUGCCGUAAAGGUAAUCCCAGGUGCUAGUGUAGGGCUUAUCGACGUUAUGUUUGAUGGGGAAAAGGAGGAUAAAGAGUAA